AAAUGCAAAAAAAAUCUACAACAAUGAAUUUUAUGCAUGUUUCAGAUGGAAAUUUCUAAGUAACAGUGUACUCUCAUGAUAACUCUUAUGAUGUACUAAAGUGGACCAGGAAGAAUGCUCCCAUGCUUGUUGGCCUAAGUAGCAAGAGGGUGACUACAACAAUGGUAACACUAAUAACAGAAAAACUGCAGAACCAGAGUUUGGAUGACUUAGCAUGUAAAGCUUACAGCAUUAACCUGCACUCCCCGGAAUCCCUGAACCAGAGUGACACCCUGUUUCCAUUUGAAAUCCAUGAAGACCGCCCAUGGAGAGUUGUUGGAAAUGGCUGUCAAAUCAGGAAAGAAGCAACAUCAACCAAGGCUACUGCUUUCCAUUUUCCAAUAUGUCAAUAUAACUAUGGUGGCACUGACAACAUUGGCUUGCAGUGGCAACAGGAUACCACAACUCCAUCUUCCAUUGUUUCAUGGGUAAGCACGAGUGGCAGCACUGGAAAUAGUACAACAAGGACCUGCAGCAGUGUCUCUGUUUUGCCUGGCUGGAUAAGUGAGCUUAAUUUGAAUGAGAAUUGUAGUCAGCCUUUGGCUCCACCUACUAAAAGGCACUGCCGAUCUUUGUCUGAACCAGAUGAACUUGCUCGUUGCCGGUCACCUUGGAAGCCAAACAGCAGCUCAAAAGUUUGGACUCCUGUGUCCAAACGGAGAUGCAACAGUGGAGGCAGCACAACUCUACAGAGAUGUAACAGCCAAGGUAGUGCCACAAUGCAACGCAGCACCAGCGUUUGCCUUCCACAGCCUACAUCGUGUUCCUUGAGUAACUGCAGUAAAAGUGGUAGCAAACAUAUUUUGUCAUUGAAUAACAGUGUCAUCAACAGCAACAGUUUUAAUACGUCUCCUGUCCCUCGACCAUCCUCUGCCAGCAGUGGAUUUGUAGACAGUAGUGAGGGCAGCACAAACUCCUCUGGUAUUCGAUGGCAUUCAGGGGGACCUUGUGACUACCAUCCACGACGACGACUUUCUCUCUCUCAAGAACACAUUACCGACACAGCAACUCUUCUGCCUUCAGCCAACAGCACUCCCACUUCAACCCCAGAGCUCAGUCGUCGUCAAGGCCUGCUUCGAUGCCGCUCACAACCAUGUGUGCUUAAUGAACGCAAAAGUGGGCUGAAACGGAGACGAGAGGAAGAUGUUAGGUGGAGUCGACCUUCACUGGAUUUCCUCAAGAUGACAAGGACUUUAAAAAAUUCUAAAAGCCUUUGCUCACUUGACUAUGAGGAGGAUGAUGACAUUGAUGACCCCCACAUGAAAACUAUUGUGUCAUCACCCUGUGAUUCAAAUGACCUGUUAAUGAACAUAAUAACUCCUGGCUCCAGUCCCAUGAAGGAGAGUGUCACACAUCACCACAACUGCCACUCCACCACUGGGCAUGUGCGUUCAUUUGGCAGUGCAGCUACAGUGAGCGAAAGUGAAGAGGACACCAGUGAUUGUGAUAGCACUGAUGAUGGGAUCUUUCCUCUGGAUUGUGGGGACCUGGAUCUAGAACAGAUUGAGAACAAUUGAGACUAACUUUCUAUAACAAUAAUAGAAAGACCUUUGGGUGGUGAUGGACUGAGUGGUUUGUAAUGCAGAAGGCCUCAAAACCUGACUGACCCAGCAAUCCUUUUCCAUUCUUCCAUGAAAUUCAAAACAUUUUAUGGAACAUAAAUUUGUAAGCUUUAUGUGGUUAAUUGUGCGCGGGGUGAUGCUGUCACCUGUGAUUUUUGUCAUUCAGUGAAUGAAUUAGAGGGGAAAAGACAUUUUUGACUUUUAAUUUAAAUAGGGAACUUGCCAUUUUACCAUUUAGGUCUGAGACACAAGCUUGUAAUAAAAUAGAUAUCGAGGGAGGCAUUUUGUUGAAGUAUGCUGGAUUGUCCAAAAUGUGUGUAUAAAAAUCUACAUAUAAUGAGGAAAAAGAAAAUAAGGAAAACUUUCAAAAAUGAAAUCAAUUUGGUAUUGUUAGCCAGAUUAUGCUACUGAUGUUUCCAAACUGACCAAUAACUGCCUGUACAGAUAUUGGGUGGUUGUAAAACAAACUGUACAUUUUUUAAAAAAACCUUCCAGUGGUGCAGCAACCUCUUUCCAAGAUGUGGUAUGUAUGACAUUUGUCCCGAGGUUGUAUUCCUACAAAAAGAGAUGGUAAAUUUUUAUGUUUAUUCAGAGGAGCGGAAUAUGUCCAGUUACAUUUUAUUUUUUGAAACCCAUUUUUUUUUUAGAUCAUUUAUGGCUUUGGAUGUCUGUGGGGAUUAACAAGCCAUUAGGCCUUUUGAAGAAAUUGCACUUGUUUCUUGCACAUUAACUGGCAUCCCUAUCCUUUGUUGUGCUGCUGUUGACCAUCAGGAAAUAUCCUUGUUCCUUAUACCUAUGCAUUAAUGAACAGAUGGUUUUAAGAAACCUUUAGGCUGCUUAAUGCUACACUUGAUCUGAUUAAGUCACCUCAUCAUGCCAUAAAAUCUGAUCUAAUUAAUGAAAACUUGUUUCAAUUUGAUUGCUGCUGAUUUUGUGAGAGGUUGUUGCACCUUUAUUUUUGAGCAGAACUGUACUUAUAAGGUGGGUUUUAUUUUCUCUUAAAUUAACUUGAUUAUAUAUGUUCCUUUUUCAUUAAACUAAUUUUUACAGAUUAGUGCUGAGAAAAAACUUUGCAUUUCCAUAACCCACCUCAUUAGGUCGUUCUUGCUCCAGAUUAAGUUAAAUACAGCUGAGGGGGUGGGGUUGAUUGGAACAACUUUCAAGGGCACUUCAGCAGUGGACUGGGACUUUAAUAUUCCACUCUCUAGAUGUUGUACCCUCUGGGCAACUCUAGUAGAUAACUGGUCCGUGAAUAAAAGUGAUUUUUUUUUUGGCUUUGCAAA
Messenger RNA from Erpetoichthys calabaricus (reedfish), 2884 nucleotides. Its product is annotated as protein FAM53A-like. Lineage: Eukaryota; Metazoa; Chordata; Cladistia; Polypteriformes; Polypteridae. Gene Ontology annotation, biological process: protein import into nucleus. The transcript is spliced from 4 exons. The coding region runs from base 123 to 1556 and encodes 477 amino acids. Gene Ontology annotation, cellular component: nucleus. The record is from RefSeq and is a predicted model, not a curated record.